UCACCGAGAGGUCGCCAUGGCAACUUUCUCAGCAAUCCUGCUGUCGGUGCUGGCGCUGGUGACGGCUGCCCAAGAGAUUCAGACACUUCAAGAUCUAUCCAACACGCUGCUCCUCAACCAGCUGGCAAUGUCCAACAUGCUGGCUGAACGCGACUCCGGAACCAGAGUAAUAAGAGAGUGGCUGAACGACCUGCAAUCAAACAUUACCUCCGAAAUAGCGGCUUUGCAGAACGUUGUUAAAGCUAAUGGUGUUCCCCAAGAUGCUGGUAAAGGGGUCGUGGAGUGCAUGACACCGUUUGUGGACGUGUAUGGUCACUGUAUCUUGGUGGAGACGGCAAUGACGGGAUCUUGGGAAACAAUGAGACGUCACUGUCAGCAGAAGGGCGGCGAGAUUGUCAAGGUUGACUGUGGCAACUUCAUGUAUUACCUCGUCAGGUACCUUCACAGUAACGGUCUGGCUAAGUUGUCUUACUGGGUCGGUGGGAGAGAUGAAGGCCACGAGGGAUCUUACUUCUGGACUGAUGGUACCCAGGUCAAGAUGGGAACCCCCUUUUGGGGUGACGGCAUUACUGACAAUAUUCAGGAGCCCGACGGAGGAACCGAUCAAAACUGCAUGAUGAUGUACAAUGAAGAUCAUUAUUUUUUCUUCGAUUUUGUUUGCAGUGGCAGCCUUGCAGUUAUUUGUGAGAACCUGAAAUUGUCCUAGGAACAAUACCUGUCUUCUGUCUUUGAAGUAUCAGGUGCUUUAUGUCCUUGGAGUAACACCUGCCUCAUGACCUUGGAGUAACACUUGCUCCAUGUCCUAGCACUAACACCUGACUUGCGUCCCUCGAGUAGCACCUCCGAGGCCUGGCAGGUCAUCACUAGGACCGAAUGUGUAACCUGGAGCAUUUAUCUAAUUCAAUAUGUAAUGAUAACGUGAUAAAGUGAUGAGCUCUUUGAUUCAUAUGAUAAAUUAUAAUAUACAUGAUUAAUGAGAAAAUAAUUUGAGGUUCCUACAACUUGAAUUGCACAUGAGCACUCCUCC
Molecule: messenger RNA, 1027 nt
Organism: Procambarus clarkii (red swamp crayfish)
Lineage: Eukaryota; Metazoa; Arthropoda; Malacostraca; Decapoda; Cambaridae
Product: C-type lectin domain family 4 member D-like
Source: RefSeq, a predicted model, not a curated record